Molecule: messenger RNA, 6861 nt
Organism: Procambarus clarkii (red swamp crayfish)
Lineage: Eukaryota; Metazoa; Arthropoda; Malacostraca; Decapoda; Cambaridae
Source: RefSeq, a predicted model, not a curated record
UCGUGUGUGUGCAGGUGAAGCGUUGGGUUGUGUCACCAUCCAUGUGCGUAUAAUCUUGAGCAGCACUAGCACUAUGGCAAGUGCCGUAGAUGCUGUGGUAGAUGAGGGGGAGGCGUUGGGUGGUGUUGUGGAUAAAUACUUCUCUUUUAUCUACGAGGAACCCACCGAUGACGCCUUCAGCGAUGUGGAAGAGAGCGUGAUCGACUCUGCCGUCGGCCACGGCUCUUUCAUGGAAGACACCUUCCUUACCACAUUUCCAGAUGACCCCACAUACCAAAAUAUGUGCCAGGAGGAAGAUAAUACCUCGGACAAUGAUUGUAAACCAGACUCAACAGACUUGGAAGCCGAACAAGGUGUGAAGAAGGUAAACACGUCCGUCGCUCAUUUGCAGUCUGAGAAUCUCGCUGGCAGAAGCCCCCAAGGUGGUGGUGGUCAUUCUCUAAGACAUGAUUUGGGGAGUCUCGAGAAACUGAAUGCAGAUGAGGCAACAUCCUACGAACAUGCUUUGAAGAGGUUUAAAAACGACAAUGCUAGUCUAGAUGGGUACGACUCUGAAGCAGAAUUAUCGUGUUGGGAAGUUCCGGAGUUAAUGGGUGACACAACCACUAGUGUGGGAGGUGAUGCCCCAGCCUGCAUGUCUGUCACCACCACUCUGCCUCUGGAAAACCCAAGCCCCAAGGUAAACCAUCAGGUAAAUCCACAAUCGAACUUUCAGCUGAACUCUCACGUGAACUCGGAUCUGGACUUAUCAUAUGUGCAUUUAAAUCCGGAGUCGAAGCCCCUGUGUGGCCUUGAGGCAGAAUCACCACAGCACGGGUCUGUGAUGACCACGUCUCAACCACAGCACGGUCCUGUGAUGACCAUGUCGCCGCCACAGCACGGGUCUGUGAUGACCACGUCGCCGCCACAGCACGGACCUGUGAUGACCACGUCUCAACCACAGCACAGUCCUGUGAUUACCACGUCGCCGCCACAGCACGGUCCUGUGAUGACCACGUCGCCGCCACAGCACGGGUCUGUGAUGACCACGUCGCCGCCACAGCACGGUCCUGUGAUGACCACGUCGCCGCCACAGCACAGUCCUGUGAUGACCACGUCGUCACCACAGCACGGUCCUGUGAUGACCACGCCGUCAGACCCCACCGUCUCCUUCACACCGGAAGCACAGAAGGAGACUAGUCCCGAGCCGCAGCCCAACACCGUUACUCCUAUCCUCUUGUUCGACAACUCUCACUCCAUUUACGUGAGCGGCGACGCCCAGGACCGGAACACGAGAGCCACGGCAGUGUACCUCAACGCCAAACAAGACAGGUCAUGCAGUUAUGUGGUUCCUUGCCAUGAUAGUUCAUCCGCAGUUACCAUUAAGAUUAACCCAGACGAUGAGAGCUCCGUAGAUAACGUGUUAAUAGGGGAUUGCGAUGCGGUUUUAGUGAGUGAAGUGGGCCCUGACGCCUUUGGAAGGUUUCUUGAGGAAAUGCAAAAACCAUACAAGAGUGUUGCCUUUAGUAAGUGUGAACAAAGUGGUGCUAGAGUUAAUUUACACGAGGAAAUGCACAAGCCUUUCGUGACAGGUGAUUUCGGCGAAGUUAACAGUGAGGGUAGCGCGAGGUACGAUAGUUUUGGUGCUUGUGGGGACGGUGCUGUGCUCGAUAUUGAGGCGAUUGAGUGUGAUAUCCUAGACGAAUUGUUUGAGGGCAUUAUCAAGAAAGAGGCGAAUUCCACAUCCAAACUGUUAAAGCCCGAAGAGAUUUUAGUCCACGAUGGGAUAAGGGUGGAUGGGGAUGAUUGUGGUGGGAUGGAGGAUAGCGGUGAGAGGGGUUGUAUGCGCGAGCCCCCGAGGGAGGAGCACGAGGGAGGUUCUACCCAACCUCAGUCGGUAAGACAAGACUUUGUGUCGACCGUCUCUGAACUGGAAUAUGAUGCUCUAGAUUUCAUGCUGCCUGAAAAGCUAUCCCGGCCACACACUCCCAAGAGGCUGACUAUCCCUAUCGUGUCAUCAGAACAGAGACAAGUCGUUGAUGGGGCUAGCGACAGGACAUUAAGUAAUGAUAUCCCUAGGGAGAGAGAUGGCCUGUCUGGGGACGGGAGUAGGGGGGAGGGACCUGUUGCUCCCGCUAUUGAAAGUGAUGACGUGAGUGCGGCAGGUAAUUCAGAUCACGAGAACACGGGUGGGGACCGUGACUCCACAUGUUCUGACACGUGUUUUGUGUCGGGGAGCACAGGUGAGCAACACCGGGCACUUGGAGAUCACAGCGAUGACCCGGCAUCACCCCAAUCAAUCACCCAAGACCUACCCAGUUUUGUCGCAGCUCUAUCUGUCCCCUCCGGCGAAAUGGCCACACCUUCGGAUCAUCCUCUCCCGCCCACGUCUCCGGUCACCUGUAGUGAGAGUGAGGACUGCUCUUGGCAUGAAAUUGGGGCAGUAGGUGGUGCUGGGAUCUGGCGUCCUGACAAACUUGACGCCACCAUCUCCGCACCGAACACUGCCACUCAUAACGCUGACAUUCGCGACUUCGAAGCUGACUGUGAAUCUGAUGAGGAUUCUGGAACGGGACUUGUGGCAGCGGUAUCAAGGGUCGUACGGCGCAGUAUGAGACGCAUGCGACGCCUACGUCUAUCUGGGCGUGGGUCACACCGCCGGAGGCACGGUGCAAGUCAGGGAAUAGGCGUGAGUGAGGAGACGGAGGUGCGGCGUGCCCUGCCACCUGCCCCGCCUGUAGGUCUGUCUGCCGUCCGCUCCCCCGCCGCCGCCUCCAUCAUAGUCACCUCUCUCAUGGCUGCUCUCGCCCCACCUCCUCUCUACGCCCCUAGAGAGACCCUGGAGCCCCCACCAGGUGACACCCUCACACGAAGUGAGCGAGAGAUGACGAGAGGACCUGAAGGUGUGAUUCCUUGGCGACGACGUCGCCGCUCCAGACACCGUCGAGUGGCGUCCAUGGGGAGCCAUGACCCGCCCUCUGACCCCACCACCCCAACAGCGCCCAUGAGUCUAGAGGUUGAAGUGGGCGGCUAUCUCCCCACGGGUCCCAGGAGCCUGGACCUAUACGCCCCUAGCGCCCCACCUAGCAUGGAGGUGCCGGAGGGCUCCUGGGAGGCGGCGGCGGUCAUUCCUCGCCCGAGCCUCGCCUCCCGAAGGUCCAGCACCGGCCUCCCUAGUGAGGCCCCGUCGGGCGGCGAGCCGUCGAGGGGCGCCACCCACCGGAGGAGAAGCGACCAUGCGACUAGCGAUACCAACAAUAAUAGCAAUAACGACGACAACACUGCCGCUAACACCCAAGACCCAGGCUCAAGUGAGAGAAACGACCCAGACGUUCACAACAGCACCAGCUACGGCAGCGACACGAGUGUAAACGGCGAGGUCGCUACCAGCAACGGCGAGGCACAUCACAGGACCGUCACCGUGGGAAACGGUAGAAAUAGCGCCGAUGGCAAUAGAAAUGGCGGAAACAGCGGAGAGAACAGUAACAGUGACGGUAACAACACAAACGGCGACGUCACCGAAGGCAACAACAGACGCUCCGAAGUCACCAACAGAAAUAACACCAACAGUGAAGGCAGCAGCAGAAACACCGCCGACAACGAAGAAAACAGAAGCAGUAGUGAAGGUAACGCCACGAACGGCAACAGGGGUGGAGCCAACAGAAGUAACGGCAGGAACGGGAGGCAGAGUCCGAGAAGGAACGGAAACACAGGGCCCGGGGUGGAGGCGGAGAGGCUGAGGAUGCAGGGCGGCACCUGGAGCCACAACCACUCCGGCCUGAUGGCCUCCCUCGCCGUCACCGUCACCACCUUCAACAUCUCCAGGUUCGCAGUCCUCGGCGCCAGGUUUGGAUGGCCGUUUGUGGUACAGUGGGUGGUGGUGUCGGCGGUGCUGGGUCUGCCCCUCAUGACGUUCCACGUGACCGUGGGCCAGUACCUGGGCGCCGGGGUCGUCGACAUGUGGAGGAUCUCGCCCAUAUUCCAGGGCGUCGGCUACAGUUUGGUGGUGGCCCAAGCGUUGGUGGGGCUGUACUGUUGCGUUCCCAUUGCCUGGCUCUUCAUCUUCUUCAGGGACUCGUUCAUCACCCACAACAACAUGUUCCGCUGGGCUGACUGCCGCUUGGUGAACUGUUCUGUGUUCAACAACUUCAGCACCAUCAUCAUCGAGGGUGUCCCCAAGUACUUCAAUUCGCAGGUGCUUCAGAGGGGAGACGGCGAUGCGUCAUGGCUGCAGGAGCUAGGUUCACUCAAGUUUGAUAUGGCAUUCAAUAUUGCUCUCAUCUGGAUCAUAACUCUCAUCGCUCUCAGUAGAGGUAACCAAUCAUAUGGGAAAGUGUGCUACAUAGUGUUCCUUGUGCCUCUACUGUGCUACUUGGUAGUGUGUCUCUACCUGGCUUCCUGGACCAAAGAUGAUCUCUACAUCAAUGAUGUCACAAACUUCAGUGAAUUUUUCAUGAACAGUCGUUCAUGGAUGGCAGCUAGUCGAGAAGUGUUCCUAGUCUGGGGUUUCCAUGGGGCUGUUCUUCAACAGAUGGCAGCCCACAAUAAGAGAGGACAUGCUCUAUACAGAGACACAACAAUAUUAUCAGUAAUUACAACCUUGGUGCUGGUGCUGGCAGCCGUCACUGGUUCAUCUUGUGUGUCAGGACUCCUUCAGAACAACCUACACUACAAACCAUCUUCCUUCGAAAACCUGGAGAAUGCUCAGUUCCUGACUGAAUCAAAAGUCCAACACAAGAUGAUAUUUGAAACUUUCCUUCAGCAUCUGCAAAUGGGAAAUUUGUCACCACAGUAUCUUGCUGAGUAUAUGCAUCAUGAUAACUUUUAUGCAGGAAUUAGAAUACGCCCACCAAAACUUGGAAAUGUGAAGAGAACAGAAUCAGAUGAGCGGAGUGGUUAUCAGAGUCUACGUCUAGCCACAGAGCUCUUCCCAGCGCUUCUUGCUGUCAACGGGGCUCAGCAAAUCUCACCAUUCUGGUCGUCAUUAUUCUACCUGAGUUUACUUCUCUUUGGUAUUGCUCAACAGCUGGCUGUCUGGCGAACAGUUGUGGAAGCCGUUAUACGCAUAAAUCGUGAGCGGUUACAAGCUUGGGAGACGUUUAUCACAUUUCUCUGUUGUUUGUUUGGGUUUUCUGCAGCACUGCCAAUGGCCACUGGAGUAAGUUAUCAGCUAUUUUUUCUUCUGGACUACUUCCUAAAGUGUGGCUGGUUUUUUUUAAUGAUUAUACAACUUGUUCAGAUUUUUGCUCUGCUGUUUGUGAGAGGAAAACCAUACAGCGGUCAAGACAUUGUUAGUGAACUGAUGGGCAACAAUGAGCAGUGCCGGGCACUGUGGCUGGGCCCUCUCACUUCCUUCGCCUGGAACAUUAUUGUACCUGUGGGCCUUCUAGUUCUCUCUAUAUCAUCAUUCAAGUCGGGGCAGUAUAGAGAAGUGUUUGCGUGGGGAAGUGAUAGCUACUGGCAAGUGUGGGCAUGUCAACUUGCCUCAGCACUUCAGCUGUUCCCAAUCCUUUUGGUGCCACUUGUUGGACUCAUCCAGACGUGUCGGUAUCUUGCGGCUACAGAUGAUGAUCUCUUUGAGAGAAUACAACUGUUAUAUAGACCAACACUACGGCAACGCACCAGUGGGAAUGGUAGUUUCCUUUCUGUCACAGAAGAGUCAGACCUAGAUGGCUUAGCAGGUCUUAGAGAUGGACAAGAUGAAACAGGAACAGUACCUGCUCCUCGACCAUACAGUGACCCACCUCCAAAGUACACACCGCCUCCCUCAUACUCCACGGCUACUGGAGUCAGAUUUGCAAAACUCCUGAAUCAAAGUUUCCGUCAGAGUAUGAGACGCCUUCGUUACACAUUGCGUAAUGGCUCGGAAGAUAGUACACACAGGGAUGUAGAUGGGACUCCACAAGAAGUUGAGUGUGGGCAGCCCAGCACAACAGCUAGGGAAGCCACCCCAUACAUCCCUCCACCAGAUUAUGUAACUGUUAUCACAGAAUGUAGCAGAGAAAGAAGUCACAGCUCUACAUCUAAUGAAGCACCUCCUCGGUACUCUACUUUAGAUCCGUUAAGAAGACAAGAAGCACUGGCAGCUUUGGCUAAUGCUGCGUCUUCUAGUAUGUGUAUUAAAACUGAUGAUGAGACUGAACUACCUUUACCCACAGCUCCAUCAUUACACAGAAACAAUAGCUUACGUAGAUCAGGGCUCAGACGCAGCAUAGCCUCAGGUGUGAGGCGAAGUGCUCGACGUCUUGCAGCAACACUUGGUGUUGGGAGUGGUGAAGAUGGGGCUACAUUAGUAGGUAGUGAAGCCUCAGUUAAUGAAGAUAAUCAGUCAGUAAGAGAAGUUGAACCUUCACAUCCAUAUGCAUAUACUAAUUUUGAGCUGGUCUCCCACUCGCAUGCGUGAGGUUGCUUAGGUCUGAUGUUCCAGUGAAAGAGUAGGCAUUAAUAUUUAUAGUUAAAAAUUUAUCUAUGUUAAUGUUGAUUGUUUUGUUGAUAGAUUUAAAAAAAACAUAUUCUAUCACUUCUUAUUUUAGCAUAACCAGAAAUAUAUUAUUAGUGCAAUAAAGUCAAAUUAAUUAUUAUAAUUACUACCAGCAUGAAAGCAACUCCUUUUUAAUGUUAAAAGGAUUUAAUAUUUACACAACAAUUGUAAAUAAGACUAAUACAUUCUACAGACACCAGAAAAUCAAUAAUGUACAAUUCUCCACUUUAAUUAAUGUUUACCGAGUUUAAGUACUGUGCUCAAAUUUGUAUAUAGUUUUUAUUUCACUGAAGGAAAACAUAGCAUUUCAUUAUGUACCAAAAUAACAUAACUGGUGGCUUACAAAAAGAUCAUAGGUUUUUUAAGAAAGUAAUUUUUCUAUAAAUUAUGCUUAAUAUUAA